AGAGAGAGAGAUCUAGAGCAGCAGCAGCAGCAGCAGCAGAGUAUCGUGCCGCACCCUUUCUGCUCCUCCCGGGACGCACAGCGCGGAUCACUGCGCACAGGUAACAGCCGCCCAAACUACCGGAAGCAAAGGAAAAAGCUCCAACACAGGUGACGGAAUCUGUUCGCCAAGUCUGAGUUUCUGGGACGAAAAAGAGGGGCAAACAAAACCCAAAAACCAAACCACCCCUGGAAUGGAGCCUCGAUAGAAACGGAGAAAAACAAUAAUUAGCUUUUUUUCAUUUGAAAUUGUUCACCUUGUGCUCAGAGCGUGACCUCAGGUACGACUGCGCAUUGUUCCUCAACUCGACGGGAACUGUGGAUCUGGAUUUACUUGAUGAACGAGUUCCUCUACACAGACGCAAGAAAAGAUUGAAGACCAGUGGAUCCCAAACCGCCGUACAGUGAAGGCCUCAGACUUCAAACUGGAUCCCUCCAGUCCUCACCUAUCCAGCUGAUGGCAGGCAGAUCUCCAGCCCACCAGGAAGUCUGAAUGACGCCCUAGACCAUCUCCUUUGCUUACUUUCUGCAUCUCCGCUCUCCUCUCCGUCCUCUUCUACUCUUGUCUGAUCCCACAAAUCAACCAGAUAUCUCACCAUGGAUACGCUGACUGAAGACAGAGAGGGAUGCUACUUAAACCGCAGUGUCAAUUUUUUCUAUGAGAAGAGUGGCAAGAACAUUAGCAGUCACUGGCGCACGCGUGACUAUGUGAUUGUCACUCUGGGCAUGACGGUCUGCUUCAUCGUCAUCUUUUCCAACCUGUUGGUCAUAGGCGCCAUUUUAAAAAACAGACGCUUUCACUAUCCCAUCUACUACCUGUUGGGUAACCUGGCUUUGGCAGACCUCUUCUCAGGUAUCGCCUACCUCCACUUGAUGUUUCAUACUGGUCCCUGGACCAUUAAGCUCUCUAAGUACCAGUGGUUUGUGCGACAGGGGCUGAUUGACACCAGCCUGACCGCUUCAGUCCUCAACCUCCUGGCUGUGGCAGUGGAGCGCCACCAAACCAUCUUCAACAUGCAGCUGCACAGUAAAAUGAGCACCCGGCGUGUUUUUGUUAUCAUUGUAUUCAUCUGGCUGGUGGCUAUAAUCAUGGGCCUGGUUCCCACCAUGGGCUGGCACUGCCUGUGCGACCUGGAUCACUGCUCCACCAUGGCGCCGAUGUACAGCCGCAGCUACCUGGUGUUCUGGGCCGUUCUCAACCUGCUAACCUUCUCUAUCAUGCUGGCUGUCUACACCCGGAUCUUUCUCUAUGUGCGGCACAAGAGCAAGCAGAUGUCGCAGCACACCUCCCAGAUGAGACACAGAGAGACAGUGUUUGCCCUGAUGAAGACCGUCUCCAUGAUCCUGGGUUGUUUUGUGAUCUGCUGGACGCCCGGCCUGGUGUUGCUGCUGCUCGACGGUCUGGGCUGUAACAGCUGUAAGGUGCUGCUAUUCGAGAAGUACUGCCUGGUGCUGGCAGAGUGCAACUCCUUCGUCAAUCCCAUCAUCUACUCCUUCAGGGACAAAGACAUGAGGAGGACCUUCAAGGAGAUCCUGUGCUGCCUGUGCCGGCGGGGCAGCAGCAAAAAGGGCAACUCUGAAGUCCACUUUAACACCAUGGAGCAUGAGAACUAUAAGUCUCGUACUGCCGAGCUGAUGGAGAGGAGCAACGGGACGCCUCUCAUCCGUGGGGGCACAGAAGACAUCCCUGACUCUUCAGAAAAGUGGAAUUAACUCAAACAACCAUAAACAUUCAACACACUCAAAACAUGCAGACACACACUUGACUCUGAAUUCUACAGUUCUGUGUAUACAAACAGUAAGACCCGUCCUUCUCCAACCAGCAGACUGUAGCGUCGGGCUCAAAAACUGCAGACAGCGCCUGCUCUGUUUGUGUCUGUUAAAGCUUAGUUGGUCAUCGGGCAAAGAAGAAUUGAUUAACUUAAAAUAUCCGUUGGCCAGCAUGAUAGCGGACGUGUCUUGUAAUUAAAAUGGAGUGGCUCAUUUGUGCUUUAUCAUCGACCUUUAGCAGACAUGGGGACGCAAACCCUCCAUUACUGGCCCAUUUAAACAACAUGGGGGGGUGGGACAGGACACUGGAGAGCUCAUUUCCUGUUAGGACAUAAAUGAACCGCCAGUUUUCCCUAAACAGAUGGUAGUGGUGGUAGAAGCAGCACUGACAGCCACUGAACAACUGGAACAAGCUGGCGGUGCACGGAAGAAAUGACUGAAAGUGUGUGGACGGUCGCAUAGCAGAAAUAUGUUCUCUGUUGAGUUAUAUAAGUUGUAAUUUCUGCCACAAAUGGCUGUAGUAAUAUCCUCAUGAUGGAUUAAUGUGUAUGUGCAGUCUGAUACAACAGACUUUAUGAUCAUUUUGGAGGAUGUAGUUUGUGGUCUUGUUGAACUGUAUUGCAUUAUACAGAAAGGUGCUUGGUAUUUAGCUUACAUUUAACUUAAAUGGCGUGCGUAUAAAGCAGUACAACACCAACGACUACGUCCUCCAGAAUGGUCAUACAGUUGAAUCAACACGUCUCUAAAAUAGUUCAAACAAAAACUGAACAUUAUAAACUUCUUUGAAGAAGGAUUUAUUUCAGGGCUGUUGUGUUAGACCGCAUUAGUUUUAGUCAGAUGUACCUAACAAACUGGCAACUGAGUUUAUAUAGAAUCACUGGAUAUCUGGUGUUACCAGGGUUCACUCACAGGAGUUGCAGUCAAAGUCCACUGAAGCUCAUGGAGGACUCCAGUAUCACUCCAUGCUGGGCUUUAUAAAGGGUUAUAAAUUGUAACUGAUGGAUUCCUUUACGGUUAAUAAGCAAUUUACCAAUGUUUUAGUAAAUGUAGACAGAGGCCAAUGUUAACAGCAACGCUUCCAGGUUGUGAAAAAUAUGGAACUUGCUCUGUGCUUUAACAAGCUCUUAAAUUCAUGUAGGAAUACCCCUCGUAUUGGGCCACUUGCAAAGCUGCAGAGCAUCCAGACCGAAAUGUAUUCAUUAACAGCUUUAUAUCUACAGCUGCUGCUGUUUAAGCCCUGAUCAGUUGCUGUCUUAGCCUCCUGUUUUCAUAAGUAUGUCUUUGAUUUUGAGUUACAUUGGGUGUAUACCCCCUUAUACCCACUUUUUUUAUCACCACUUCGCACAACUUAUUUAUCAUAGUUUUAGUAUUAGAAUUGGCAUGAGUGGUAUUGUUUUUUUUGUUUUCUGAAGACCUGGAGGAUUAUUGCACCAAAAGAACGCUUUAUCAGGAAUUUACUGCGUGUGUAACUAAACAUGACAGUUUACUAUUAAGAUAUAAACUUAAUGACCCUUUAUUGGCUCGCUUUUUAAUUAACUAUUUAAAGAUCUAACUAAAGAGACAGCAAAUAAAGAGAAUAAACACCAACCAAAUGGAUUCUUCCCAACCUGGCAACUUAGUUAUUCUUAUUAAUGGCUUAUUGAUGAUGAUGAAGAUGAUUUAUUAACAUUAAUAAAGCCUUUGUUAGAAUUUAUAACCCUGCUUUAAAGCAUUCCGGCACCUCUCUUCAUUUGUUUGGCAACAAAUCAGAAUCAUCUUCUGGGGUUUGUGAUUCUGAUUAGAUUGUUACAUAAUUUUAGAUGUAGGAUAUUUAUAGAUUUAACCCCAAUAUUUAAAGUAUACAAUAAGAUAAUUUUUGCCUUAUGCUUCAUAGAGUGGAAGAGACACCAAUCUUCUGGUGUGCAUGUUACGAUGCACAUUUUAUUUCUAUAUUUUACCUUUUAUUGUAAAUAUCAAAGGGAACUGACCGAUUUGUGCUAAAAGCUGUUUCUGCCUCAAACUUUUAUUUUUUAUAUUUCUUUGGGUUGUUUUUUGUUGUCACUGUAUGCUGCUAACACUGUGCAUCAUGUAAACUGUCUUUGUGCUGGAAUGAUGCACAAUAUUCAUUUGUAAAUUGUUUGUGAUAUAACAUUUUAUUUAUGAUCACAUUGAAAUUGUAGAUAUUAUGUACAGUAUUUAGUACACAGAUUUGCCAUCAGAGGCAGCUGCAACAAAAAAAAAACACCAUAAAGGGAAAUCAAGCUUUUGUUUAUUAGGGUAAUAUCCAGAAAUGUUAAAUUAAAAUGUUUAACCUUUUUGUUAAGCAUUGCUGAGUGAACAGAGCGUGUGAGUGAGUGAUUAUGAAGGUUUAGGGUAAUUAUAUUGCAGCUGAUGAGUAAGGCUGAUAUUUUUCUAGGAAAGAACCAUUUUGACCGUAACACUUUGUUUUGGUUUCCUGUGUGUAAUUUUCAACCAUGAUAAUCUGCCCUCAGUAACUGACAGUGACGUCAUUAAAAACUUUUAAUACA
This is a messenger RNA of Morone saxatilis (striped sea-bass), 4315 nucleotides long. It is a transcript of the gene lpar2b, whose product is annotated as lysophosphatidic acid receptor 2b. Bases 636 to 1751 code for a protein of 371 amino acids. Gene Ontology annotation, molecular function: lysophosphatidic acid receptor activity. Lineage: Eukaryota; Metazoa; Chordata; Actinopteri; Moronidae. The transcript has 5 exons. The record is from RefSeq and is a predicted model, not a curated record. Gene Ontology annotation, biological process: G protein-coupled receptor signaling pathway. Gene Ontology annotation, cellular component: membrane.